Hippopotamus amphibius kiboko is the source of this 2351-nucleotide messenger RNA. It is a transcript of the gene SPACA9, whose product is annotated as sperm acrosome associated 9. The transcript is spliced from 5 exons. The record is from RefSeq and is a predicted model, not a curated record. The coding region runs from base 913 to 1587 and encodes 224 amino acids. Gene Ontology annotation, cellular component: acrosomal vesicle; sperm flagellum; ciliary base. NCBI's taxonomy places the organism in Eukaryota, Metazoa, Chordata, Mammalia, Artiodactyla, Hippopotamidae.
CCGCCCGCCGGCGAGGCUGGCGCCGGGCCUGGCCCCCGGCUCCUCCACCAGCGCGCUCGGCCGCCUGGGGCAAGUGCUUCCCUGCCCUGGCCUCGCUCCCUCUCUGCGCUCCUUAGCGGGGCACCUCAGGUCUCCUCCAGCUGGGGCCUUCUGGGCUCAGAGGUGCCCCCGAUACGGGCCGCCCUGCGCUGAGACACCCCACCACACCCCGAGGGCACAUCGGCCCCCGAGAAGACGGGAGGCGGAUCCUGCUUCUGGUUCCGCCACCGCGCCCUGGCCCAGGCGUUAGGAGCUCCGUGAGCCCCCCAGCUCUGUUCUCUGGGCCUCAGUUUCCCCAUCUUCAAAACGAAGACACUGGAGUACAUGUGGGGGCAGGUGUUCGAAAAAGGAGGGGCGGGCGGGCUGGUCGAGGGUCGCGUCGGAAACCGCCAGCCCGACUUGAAACUUCUCAGCCCGGGAGACCCCCGCCGCUUGCUCCCAGGGCGGGGCUGCCACGUGACCCGAUUGCUAUGGCACCGGCGGUAACAAUCAGGCCCCGCCCCUCCUCGCCCCUGAUCUCCCCACCGCACCCACCCCGCCUCCCAAGCCCUGGGAAGGGCCUCCCCGCCUCUCCGGGGCCCCAGACACCCACGGAGACACUCCGGCUUCAGGGCGCUGUGUGAGUGAAGGCCGCACUAGGACACCCAAGAUAGAGAAGUGCCUGCACCCUGUACCUUUCAUCCAGACUAAUUUGGCUGCAGUGACUCUUGUUCAAGGGACGAUCACUUUGGAUAGCUUAUUACAGCUCCUCUCACGGCAUUCCUGGCGUGCAUGUCACAAGUACAGAGGAUCAAGAACCAAGUCAGUUGUGCUCUCAGGGGCUCUUAGGGCCACCAGCCAAGCCUCCUCCUCGCCCGCGAGUGAGCAGACAGGAUGAUGAACGAGGUGAAAGAAUCCCUCCGCAGCGUGGAGCAAAAGUACAAGCUCUUCCAGCAGCAGCAGUUCACCUUCAUCGCUGCCCUGGAGCACUGCAGGGAGAACGCCCACGACAAGAUCCGGCCCAUCUCCAGCAUCGGGCAGGUGCAGAGCUGCGUGGAGCACCACUGCCACAACUCCACGGACCGGCGCACCCUGCUCACGUUCCUGGACAUCUGCACGGAGCUCAGCAAGCUGUGCCAGCACUUCGAGGCCCUGCACACGGGCACCCCUGUCACCAACAACCUCCUUGAGAAAUGCAAGGCCCUCGUUAGCCAAAGCAACGACUUAAGCAGCCUGCGAGCCAAAUAUCCUCACGACGUUGUGAACCACCUCAGCUGCGACGAGGCCAGGAAUCACUACGGAGGCGUGGUCAGCCUCAUCCCCAUCGUCCUCGACUUGAUGAAAGAAUGGGUCGCCCACUCCGAGAAGCUGCCCCGCAAAGCGCUGCAGCACGUGAGUGAGCCCCAGGCAGCCACCAGGGCAGCCACUCGCGCUCCCCAGGCUGCAGGCACCCAGCCUUGGUUAAGAAAAGACAAGUGUGCGCAACCAACACAAGACAGCCUCAAACCUAAGGGGAAAGACGAAGCAUGUUCAAAACCACCCUGGAGACCACCUGGCGGGAAACUGUAACUCAGCCGGUGACCUGCUCGCUCCCAGUCCGGUCCCAUCCCUCCCGUCCCGUCCCACGGGGCACUUUGUUACUAAGCUUGGUUUCCACUAGCUGAUCCAUUUCCACUGGUGCCCACAGUCCUUGCCUCUUAUUAACCCCCAAGGGGACCACCCCACGUACGUGAGACCCUCUCUCCCUCUCAUGCUUUAACUUCUAACUUCUCCUCGCCUCCGAGCGUCAGGCUCUGUGCCAAUGAAGAGGACCCUCACUCACAGGGCUGCUGGUAGAGGGUGUCCCGGGGAGGCUGGGAAAGGGCUCGGGCACGACUGUCGCUCCCAGGCCCAGCUUUCCCGGCCGAGCCGUGCAGCUGGAGGGCACGCUCAGCUCCCUUCCAGCCACGACUGCGGCCGCAGCAGCAGCCACGGGCAAGGCGCCCCUCUCUGCAAGACGGGGCUGCUCCCACCUCCCAGGAGGCUGAGCACAGCAUGCUGAACGGCUCCGUGUGGUCAGGUCUCUGGACCAAAGCACAGAGGGGAACGAACCCUCCUGGCCGCUCCUUUACUUGGGAGGGAGGCUUUGAGAGAAGUCGGAAGAACUGAUUUUGAGGCUCCUGUACAAGGACAGUUACCUGGUUUUCACAACAUAACAGACCCAGACACUGUAACGUGUCACUGGCUCCCAAGCUUGCCAGAAGUACUGACUGUUGGUUUUUCCCUUCACAGGGGGCGACUUAGCUUCUGUUUUCUUGCUUCCUCGGGGGCGAGAGCCAAGAAUAAAAAGUGUU